Messenger RNA from Paramecium pentaurelia, 1001 nucleotides. Lineage: Eukaryota; Ciliophora; Oligohymenophorea; Peniculida; Parameciidae. The record is from the annotation of a GenBank genome assembly.
AAUGUUUAAUAUUUAAAGUAAUGAGCAAAUAUAAUAAGAAAUAAUAUCAAAGAUAAGUCAUCUUUAACUAAGUGAAAGUACUCAAAAUAUUAAAUAAUUUUAGCUGAUGAUGACAAUUCUCGACAAGGUAGUCCUGCUUUGGAUUCAAGACUCUUAGAAGUAAUUAGAGAGUUACCACAACAUUUAAAAUAAAAGUUGGGCAGUUUAAUUCCAAAAACAAAUUAUCAGUUGAUUAAACAAAAUGAUGAUAGCAUUUAUUAUGGAAUAAUGGAAAAUUUAUAAAAAUAAGGAGAAGGAAUAUAAAUAUGGUCAAAAGCAGGAAAUUUAUUAGAAGGGUAUGGAAUAUUUAAUAUAUUUAGAUAAUGGGAAAAUGAUUAAUUAGAGGGAUAUUGUAGAAUGAAUUACGCAAAUGGAGACAGGUAUUAGAUAUUCAUAUUUUAAAUUAGUUUUGAAUGUUAAUUUAAAUAGGGGAGAACUAAUGGAUUUGGAAUAUUUAAAUCUUAAAAGAAAAUAGUAAAAGGUAUAAUAAUAAUAAGAAUAUUAUAGGACUUUGGAUUGAUAAUGCAAUAUAAGGAGAAGGUUAAGAAAUAAAAAUUGAUGGUACAAAAUAUUUUGGUUAAUUUUAUAAUGGUAAAAAAGAUGGUAGAGGAAUUCUAAUAUUAAAUGAUGGCUGCAAGUAUGAAUAUAUAUAUAUAGUUAGAUAUGAAGGUUAAUUCAAAAACAAUUUAUUUCAUGGAGAAGGAACUUUUUUAUGGAAUGAUGGUUCAAAUUAUACUGGAACUUUUACAAAAGGAUUAAUUUUAGGAUUUGGUUAAUAUAUGAAUGGAAAUGGUAUUCAAAUGAUUGGUCAAGUAAUAUAAAUUAGUAAUAUUAAUAGUUUACAGAAUUGAAAUAGCCGAGAGGAUGUAAUGAAGAAAAAAAUCAGCAUUUAUAAACUAUAGUUUUUGUUAAUUAGUACAACUAAUCUUUAAUGAUUGAAAAGAUUCGAACUCUCUGAUUUU